Molecule: messenger RNA, 867 nt
Organism: Lycium barbarum (goji berry)
Lineage: Eukaryota; Viridiplantae; Streptophyta; Magnoliopsida; Solanales; Solanaceae
Product: protein yippee-like
Exons: 5
Coding region: 265-654 (129 amino acids)
Cellular component (GO): ubiquitin ligase complex
Source: RefSeq, a predicted model, not a curated record
UUCACAAAAAGGGUGACUUCUUUACUUUAUUAGCACAUUAUUCAAAGAACUCCCUCACACAUUCAAUGACUUCUCUUUCUUGACGUUAUUAUUAUGUUUCAACUGAAAACAUAAACUAUUACCCAUAUAUUCAUUGCGACAUUGACAAAACUGUUGAUCCAUAUCCUUUUCCCUUUUUUAGGAUAACCCCAAACCUCUUUCUUCCUAGCUGUCUUCAAAUUUUCUACCUUGAUUCUUUGUCUUCAAUUUUAUAAAAGAGGUUUGAUGGGGAGGCUAUUUGUAUUGACUCUUGAAGGCAAGAUCUAUAGCUGCAAGCACUGUGGAACUCAUCUUGCCCUUUCUGAAAACAUUGUUUCUAAGUCUUUCCACUGCCGACAUGGGAAGGCUUAUCUCUUCAGUAAGGUAGUGAAUGUCACUUCUGGCGAGAUAGAAAAUAGAAUGAUGAUGACUGGUAUGCACACUGUGGCCGACAUUUUCUGCGUCUGUUGUGGAUCAAUUGUUGGAUGGAAAUAUGAGACUGCCCAUGAAAAGAGCCAAAAAUACAAAGAAGGAAAAUCAGUGCUUGAGCGGUUUCAGAUUUCUGGUCCUGAUGGAAGUAAUUACUGGGCCAGUCAUGAAACUCAUGUUGCAGGAAGUGAUGCUGAUGAUGUUUGAUCACCAUCUAGAUCAAAAAUUCUAUCCCCAAAUGUACAUUCUUACCCACCACUCGGUUAAUUGUUUAUGGACCAUUGGAUUCUUGAACCUGACCUCUAUCAUGUAUAAUAAUAUGGAAGCAACCCAUAUAUUGUUGCAAAUUAACAUGACCAUCUGCCUGUAUUUGUUUGCAAUGACAAGAUGUUACUACUAGCGAUGACUUUUGCUUUUCAA